AUGAUCCUCCGGAGCGCACUAAGGGCCGGUCUCGUCCUCAGGCGGGUUCCCCUGGUUCAACUCAUUGUGGAGCACGGUGAGCCGUACCGAGCACCACACCGGUUUGCUACUGAUACCCGGGAUGUUGAAGAAUCAUCAGCUGUGUUGAAUUGGUGGGGGGUUACCCCAACUGGUCAUGGGUAUCAGUUGCGGGCUUACUCGGCUGCUCCUGCACGUGUUAGGGGUGAGAAACCCUUGGAUUGUGCUGAUGCAGUGGCAAUGGUAGAUGAGGAGAUCAGGCGAAUGAAGAAGAUGCGGGUGUUCUGGACCGCUCAGCAGACUUUCAUGGAGUACCUCCAUGUCACACGGGGGCUGAGCUUUUCGGAUGCCGAACAUAUAAGCAAGCACUCACCUGCCUUUGUGAGCAAGCUGCUGAACCAGGUGAAGGAUGCUAUCAAGGACCCUGUGGAGGGGGAUGAGGCAGUGUUCAGGUCAAAGGUGAAGACAAGGGAGAUGAGGGAUGAGAGGGCCACUAAUGCGUUGCAGCGUCUGUUCAGGUAUUAUCCGAUCAAUGAGUUUGAGCCAUUCUUCGAGAGCAUCGGCUUAAAGCCGAGUGAGUAUGAAUCCUUUCUGCCUCAGGAUCUCAUGUUUCUAUCCGAUGAUGAGACAUUGCUGGAAAACUACCAUGUUCUUUGCAAUUAUGGGGUUAUGCGCACUAAGAUAGGGGGAAUAUACAGGGAUGCUGGGGAGGUUUUCAGUUUUGGUGAUGGUGUGCUUGCAUCUAAGCUAAGAGCUAUUGAGGAUCUAGGGUUCAGUAAGACCACUGUGAUAAAACUUGUAACCUGUUGUCCUGCUGUAUUGACACGUGGCCCACUCGCUGAUUUGAAGAUCAUAAAGUGGCUAGAUGACAUUGGCAUUCAGAGAGACUGGAUUGGUCAAUUCUUAUCUAUAAAGAAGUCGUAUAAUUGGAGAAAGAUGGUUGAAGUUCCUCAAUUUUUUACUGAAUUGGGAUUCGACAAGGAGGGUAUUGGUAAAUUGAUCAGGCAACACCCAGAUUUCUUGUUGGAUGGUUCUGGAAAGGUACUGUUUAGGGCAGUUGCCAUCAUGCUGAAAGCAGGGUCUGGAAAAGAAGAUCUGUUUAAUCUUUUCAUGGACUUCCCAGAUGUACAGGCCAGGAGUUUCGCAAGGAACAUACAGAGUGUUAUACUAUUCUUAACUUGCAUUGAUGUAAGCGAGGAGGAUAUUAAGAAGUUUGUGGUAGCAAAUGCAUCAAUGCUGGGUUCUGCUCGAGUGAAGAAGGCAAACAGCAUUCUUACAUAUCUCAAUGUGGGGAAGAAGCGUUUGUGGAAGAUUAUAAUGGAAGAGCCACGUGAACUGAUGAAAUAUGCAUUAGGGUUAAAGGUCAACCGCCUACCGCCUUGUGACAGGACUGAGAAAUCACUGAAGGAGAAGGUGAUUUUUUUGAAAAACAUAGGAUUUGAGGAAGGCUCUGAUGAUAUGAAUAAGGCACUAAAAGCUUUCCGUGGUAAGGGUGAUGAGCUACAAGAUCGGUUUGACUUUUUGGUGAAGAUUGGAUUUGAGCCCAAGGAUGUAUCGAACAUGAUCAAAGUAGCGCCGCAGGUUCUGAAUCAGAAGAUACAUGUCCUUGAGUCCAAGAUAUCUUUCCUUUUAAAUGAGACAUCAUAUCCUCUAAGCGCUCUGGUUGGAUACCCCGCGUUCUUGUCGUUCACUAUAGAGAGAACCAAAGCUAGGUUUCUAAUGUACAAUUGGCUGCAAGAAAGAGGGCUGGUUCCUCCUAAUUUUGCUCUAUCCACCUUAUUAGCUUGUUCAGAGAAGCGGUUUUUUAACUAUCUGGUCCUAAAACAUGAAAAGGGUCCAGAAGUCUGGGAGAAGUUGAAGAAAGAGAUAGCUGCUGACAAAAGCGUGCACUGUACUUCAGAUGAUUUAGCAUGA
Messenger RNA from Miscanthus lutarioriparius, 1932 nucleotides. NCBI's taxonomy places the organism in Eukaryota, Viridiplantae, Streptophyta, Magnoliopsida, Poales, Poaceae. The record is from the annotation of a GenBank genome assembly.